This is a messenger RNA of Sphaeroforma arctica JP610, 198 nucleotides long. RefSeq lists its product as hypothetical. The record is from RefSeq and is a predicted model, not a curated record. Lineage: Eukaryota; Ichthyosporea; Ichthyophonida. The transcript has 2 exons. The annotation marks the transcript as partial.
AUGCCUAAUACAACACCGUUUUUACAGAAAGUGCAAUCGCUCAGUGCGAAUGCAAAGGUGGUGGACAUCUCUCAACGAUAUGCUAAGCCUGCCAACCCGCAAGAGCCUAUCAUUCAUCAAAGUGCCCGCCAUGCCUUGAUUGAGGAUCGCCUCAAAAUGUUUGAUCUGGCUAAAGACUGGAAGCGCUUGACUGAUAAU